Messenger RNA from Nymphaea colorata (pocket water lily), 1258 nucleotides. RefSeq lists its product as uncharacterized. The record is from RefSeq and is a predicted model, not a curated record. The coding region runs from base 362 to 964 and encodes 200 amino acids. NCBI's taxonomy places the organism in Eukaryota, Viridiplantae, Streptophyta, Magnoliopsida, Nymphaeales, Nymphaeaceae. The transcript is spliced from 6 exons.
AGUGAAGUUGAUAAAAAAAUGAACAGGGAUGCAGGAGGUGGUAGCGGCAUAUUCUCCGCUAUUGCGGGACAAAGCAAGGGAUAUUCAUCUCCUAGAGAGAAAAACCGCUAGACUGGUAGUUUAGUUGCUUCCCAAGACAAGGCACCUCCCUCCCCUUCAUUUCUAUUUCUCUGCUUUUGACCGCCCAAUGAAGAGCAAACCGGCUGACGAUCGACCGUGGAACAUUGCUGUUUUCUUCUCCUCUUUGCGACACCUUCAGAUUGAGAAGAAGGAAGAAAGAGGGGCAGGGAGUUGUUAGAUUGAGGUUGGUACAGGAGAGGAGCGUCUCUGGGCAGUCGAUAGACGAAGUGGUCGUGGUAACAUGGAAAGCAUUCUCCAGUCAUCCGGUUUUUCGUCUUCCUCGUCCGCAGUGAGAGCGCCAGCGAGGAGCUUGCAUUCUCCGCUGGGCAACUUGCCGCUCGUCUCGGCUUUUGUCGCUUUCGCUGUUGCACAGACGAUCAAGUUCUUGUAUUCUUGGACACGAGGGGGCAUUCUUUCUCGGGCUAUGAAAUUCUUCUCGGAGAUCUUUUUCUACUCGUGCAGGUACAGGGAAAGGCGUUUUGAUGCUAAGAAACUUAUUGCAUCUGGUGGCAUGCCAUCAGCACAUUCAGCUGCAGUUACUGCUCUUGCUGUUUCUGUUGGACUUCAAGAUGGAUUUGGCGGGUCAUUAUUUGCUGUUGCAGCAGUCAUGGCAUCCAUCGUCAUGCAUGAUGCAUUUGGUGUUAGGCUGCAUGCUGGUCGUCAGGCUGAGGUCCUAAAUCAAAUUGUUUAUGAACUGCCAGAAGAACAUCCUUUGUCUGAAAGUAGACCACUUCGUGAACUUAUUGGUCACACUCCACUGCAGGUUGUUGCUGGUGCUGUGCUUGGAAUUUUCACAGCUUUUGUGUCAUAUGCCAUAUCCAAGGCAACAAUGAGUAAUGCAUGAUGAUAUUCAGGAGGUAACUGCUGUACUAAGCAAUUUCUUCCACCACAGUGGCAAGGGAUCACAAGGAGAAUCUCUUAUGGCAAUUUGGUUUUAAACAACUGUGUAAAUUCAAUGUGUACUGUAUUCAUUGUCAUAGUAUUGUCCUUCAUAUUUGUUAGGGCCUGUCCCAUGGACAUAUGUUCAUUUAUUAGCAAGGAUAUUGCAUGUAAACUGGCAUGCAGAAACUGUAAUUCUUUCUAAAUUGUACAUGGUUAAUUGAUUAGUGAAACUAGGACAUUCAUGAAAUUGGUGCUC